UCGAAUAGCGCGAGAUAACGUAUUCUACUUGCCCGCCCGUGCGCAACCCUCGAGAAGCUUCCAUCCAUUCACAAGGAAGGCUGAAAGAAAGAUGGAAAAUACCAAUAAAUUAUCAAAUCUGGAUAAAAUCUUACUAAAAUUAGUAUUUCAGGUGGACCAGGGUACACAAUUGCAAAAAGAAGUUAAGCAGCAGAUUCACAUAUAUUCAGCAACUGUUGCAAAAAAGAGACAACAGAUUGAUGAACUACAUGUGAAACUUAGCCAUUUUGAUGAUGAAAUUAAUCGAAUGCAGAGGAUAAGUGCACAUACCAUGGAUAAUUUUAAAGUCUGGAAACCAACAUGUUUGCUUCUAACACAGCAUGAAGAGCAUUUUGAAAAGCAACUCUUAGAAGAACAUGCUAAUACCAUCAGAGAUAAGCAAAUGUAUCAAGACUAUUUAAAGCAAUAUAGAAAGAUUCUGCAGCAGCACCAGUCACAGUAUUCUGCAUUUUCCCAUGCAAAGGAGUAUUUAAAAAGAAAAGCAACAUUUGAAGAAAUUCGAUGUCGAGUACUGAACUACACUGAGCAAAUGCAACAGAAGACACAAUUUCUGGCAGAUCUUCUAGAUUCAUCAUCUUUUGGAUCACUGAAUGAAUGGGCUUUAGAAAUUGCCACUUUAAAAAUAGAAACAGACAAAUCUUUGAAGCAAAUUACUAUAUUGGCAAAAGAGAAAACAUUGAGUCAAUACGAAAGACAAGAGCAUACUGCACAGUUUGGUGAUUCUGAGAGUUUCAAAGAAGUAAAUGAACUUCGAUCAGAUCUGUUGCAUUUCAGUAAUUUGCCAAAUAUUGUCACUUCAAAGGAACAAGAACAGAGCAAUCACCAACAGCAUGAAUACCAGAUUAUUAUGAAUACUGCACUGAGUACUGGACAAGCACAGUCUCAGAGACAUGGAACAAUUGGUCAGAAAUCAACACUAAUUUUGAAACCAUUCAAACUUGUAAGACAGCAGUCACAGACAGAAGCAGCAAUGUCCUGUGACAUUGCAAAAAAUAGAUGA
Messenger RNA from Rhincodon typus (whale shark), 1039 nucleotides. Its product is annotated as protein SIX6OS1-like. Bases 92 to 1039 code for a protein of 315 amino acids. Gene Ontology annotation, cellular component: central element. The record is from RefSeq and is a predicted model, not a curated record. Gene Ontology annotation, biological process: homologous chromosome pairing at meiosis; meiotic DNA double-strand break processing involved in reciprocal meiotic recombination; oogenesis. Lineage: Eukaryota; Metazoa; Chordata; Chondrichthyes; Orectolobiformes; Rhincodontidae. The transcript has 11 exons.